CGCGCCUUUCGCCCGCUCUACCUGCGCCUUUUUACACGCCGAACGCACCGAAGCCCCCGCACGCCAGCACGCCAGCGCCGCACCAUGUCCACGGACUCCAGAUCCACGCGAGUGCUCAAAGAAAUCCUCCUGAAACCGGGCAACAACUUGUGCGCGGACUGCGGGGCGCCAGACCCGACGUGGGGCUCGUGUUCUCUGGGCGUCUUCAUCUGUCUGGAUUGUUCUGGAGUCCACAGGAACCUCCCAGACACCAGCAAAGUCAAGUCCCUCAGUCUGUCACACUGGGACGAGCUCGAGAUCCAGUUCAUGGCGUCGAACGGGAAUGAGAAGUUGAAGAGUAAAUAUGAGGCGGACGUCCCGGUUUAUUAUUACAAACCCACACACAAAGACUGUCAGGUUCUGAGGGAGCAGUGGAUCAGAGCCAAAUACGAGAGGAAAGAAUUUUCAGAUCCAGGAAAACCCCUCACCUACGAGGACGGUCAGAAGGAGGGGAUGCUGAUGAAGCGCGGCAGAGAUAACGGUCAGUUCUUGAGUCGGAGAUUUGUUCUGUCGGAGCGAGAAGGAACUCUCAAGUACUUCACCAAACACGAUGCCAAAGAGCCCAAAGCCGUGAUCAAAGUCGACACCAUCAACGCCACGUUCCAGCCGGAGAAGAUGGGAAACCCCAACGGGCUCCAGAUCACCUACCUCAAGGACUACAGCACCCGCAACAUCUUUGUGUACCACGACAGCGGGAAGGAAAUCGUGGACUGGUUCAACUCCAUCAGAGCCGUGCAGCUGCAUUAUCUCAAAGUGGCCUUUCCUGGAGCCACAGACGCAGAGCUGGUGCCAAAACUGACGCGAAACUUCCUAAAGGAGGGAUACAUGGAGAAGACCGGGCCCAGGCAAACUGAAGGCUUUAAGAAGCGCUGGUUCACUCUGGACCAGAGACGCCUCAUGUACUUCAAAGAUCCUCUGGACGCGUUUGCCAAAGGAGAGGUGUUUCUGGGGAACAAGGACCACGGCUACAGCGCCUCGGCGGGGCUCCCGUCCGGCACGCACUGCAACGGCGCCUGGUCACACGGCGUCACCAUCGAAACGCCCGAGCGCUGCUUCCUGUUCACCUGCGAGACGGAGGCGGAGCAACAGGAGUGGGUCCAGACGUUCAACGAGGUCAUAAACGCGCCCAUGUCCCCCCAGGAGUACACGAUGGAAGCCUUGUUCAAACACAGACAUCGAUGAGACGGCGGCUUGUGCGACCUCUGACCUCUGACCUCUGGGAGUCCCGGAGUAAAGACGAACUCGGGCCGCAGCCAGUUUCUCCUCGACUCCUCUGACCUUUGUACCUCCCUCAGAACGAACACAACAUCAACCAACCUGAACACACAAGACGCACACUGUUCAAAUAAUCUCACUGUAGUGUUGUUAUUAUUUUUAUUGAAAUCAUAAACACGUCACUCCGGGGGGUUCAACACGUUUGUCUAUGGCAGAAUAAUCCGUGUGUCGUUUGUUCAUUAAUAAACUACAGUUUUCUUCAUUA
This is a messenger RNA of Boleophthalmus pectinirostris (great blue-spotted mudskipper), 1519 nucleotides long. RefSeq lists its product as uncharacterized. The coding region runs from base 85 to 1221 and encodes 378 amino acids. The record is from RefSeq and is a predicted model, not a curated record. Gene Ontology annotation, biological process: positive regulation of GTPase activity. The transcript has 11 exons. NCBI's taxonomy places the organism in Eukaryota, Metazoa, Chordata, Actinopteri, Gobiiformes, Gobiidae. Gene Ontology annotation, cellular component: intracellular membrane-bounded organelle; plasma membrane. Gene Ontology annotation, molecular function: GTPase activator activity; phosphatidylinositol bisphosphate binding.